UGCUGAAGUAAACGUCUUCGCUGAGAGGGCUACAACCCGGAAGACAGUUUAAUAGGUGUAGCUUGUGUUUUCAAAAAAAAAAAAAUGUGUUAACCACGAGUGUGUCUGUGUAACGUGUUUUCAUGUAGUUUCACCGCAGACAUGCCGCGGUACUGCGCCGUGAAAGUCUGCAGGAACCGCGGAGGAACCGCGUCUAGACAAGACAACAAGAGAAUUAGCUUCUACCCAUUUCCAUUGCAAGACAAGCCCAGGCUUCAGAAAUGGGUGGACAACAUGAAGCGGGAGGAGUGGACCCCAAGUCGACAUCAGUACCUGUGCAGCGAGCAUUUUACAGAAGACUGCUUUGAUAUACGAUGGGGCAUCCGCUACCUGAAGAACACAGCCAUCCCGACUGUUUUCCCUUCCUGUGAAGAGGAUGGUGAGAAAAAAGAUGCAGCCAUUAAAAGAAGCCCCAAGGUCAAGUCCACGAUUUUAGACAUUGACACUGAACCAACAGGAUUUGACUCUCCUCUCAGUAAGAGGCCUCUCAUUUUGAGCAGAGCAUGCAAAAAGGUCCAGUCAAGUGCAACAAAUAAUGUUGCCGAGCACACAGAGGUGAUAUCUGAACCACCGCUGGCCUCGGACACUGGCAUCUCCUCUCAUUCAGAGAUACAGUAUGCUGCGGCGUCCUGCCACACACUCUCCCCGUGCGUUGAGCCCCUUUCUGAAGAGCAGGCGGACUCGACUGUGACUGUGUUGUGCUGCGAGACGUUGGGCCCUUUCUCCGAUGGAGAAGUGGACGCGGCUGCUCUCCAAGCGGCACUGCGCCAGGCUUUUAGCUUUGUCCCUGUGGAAAUGGUCAAGGAUGAAACCACGGGCUGUUUUUCGGAGGAGAGAGGACCUGGCGUUGGAGAGCACAUUUCUGCUUACGAGCACUCGUACUGCAGACCGGACACGGACAAGGAUCAUCUUUGGAGUAAGAUCUUGAGUUUGCAUGCCAAGAUCUUGGAACUGGAUCGGCGGGAGGAGAGCACCGUAUCCAAAAUCCGUGCUCUGGAGACUGAGAUAUCUCUCCUUAAAAAAGACGGUGCUGUUUUUAAAGAGAAACAGAAGGUUUUGGAAGACUAUAUAUCUUCUGUGUUGCUCUGAUUCUCCAGGAGAUCAUGGAUGUCAAUUUUGCUGAUAUGUUGUACAGGCUCCCUCACAUACAGCACAACAGCACAAACCAUGUCUUUACAAAACUCUGUUGGUACUCUGCGUUCCAUGUUACAGUUGUAUAUUUUGUCCACAUGGAGGCACAAUUUGACCGUCUUUACGGAAAGCGUUUCAAAGCCGAACUAAAGCAUUUAUGUUCUGCAGCUCUCACUGAUACAUGUCCAGGAUUUGCUGUUAGGUGUCUACAUGAUUGGAUGUGAUCGAUACCAUAUCCUAACUUAUUAAUGGUGCUUUAUUAUGCAAUGCUGUCUGUUGUACUGUACUGUAUUUUAUCAUCUGGUCUGUAUUUAAUACAGUUUCUUGGUUCAAUAUAUAAUUUCAUGGUACAAAAGUAUUGUUGUUGUUUUUUAAAUGCAGUCUAAAUGAUGAUGAAUUGAUUGUAAACAUCGCUAUGAAUCAAUACAUUUAUAUAAAGCUGGCAAAAUGA
Molecule: messenger RNA, 1621 nt
Organism: Larimichthys crocea (large yellow croaker)
Lineage: Eukaryota; Metazoa; Chordata; Actinopteri; Sciaenidae
Product: THAP domain-containing protein 5
Exons: 3
Coding region: 142-1128 (328 amino acids)
Cellular component (GO): nucleus
Source: RefSeq, a predicted model, not a curated record